This is a messenger RNA of Malaya genurostris, 997 nucleotides long. RefSeq names its product endocuticle structural glycoprotein SgAbd-8-like. The record is from RefSeq and is a predicted model, not a curated record. Gene Ontology annotation, cellular component: chitin-based extracellular matrix. NCBI's taxonomy places the organism in Eukaryota, Metazoa, Arthropoda, Insecta, Diptera, Culicidae. The transcript has a single exon. Bases 399 to 773 code for a protein of 124 amino acids. Gene Ontology annotation, molecular function: structural constituent of chitin-based larval cuticle.
UGUUCAGAGUAUUAGGAGUUAGUCUCGCUAGUUUGGAUCCUGACCUGAACGGAUUGUUGGCUCUUGCUAAGUAAUUUUCCUCUACAAUGAUAAUAAUAGACGGCAGAAACAAAUACCGAGUUUCGCUUCAGAAUGAAUACCCUGGCUCUUCUUUUCUUUUACGUAGUUUCCACGCCCGUGACAAGGUCGAGGUGUGAAAUGAUCACCAAGUUCAUCUUUAUUAGUUGGUCAUGGUGAUAAUAGUUUUUAUCAGUAUUCAAACGUUUCUUGGUAUUCAUCCAAUCAAUAAAUUCUUCACACUAUAAAAGUGUACCAAAAGAUCAUGCCACCUUAUAGAAACAACUUGUGCGUCCACUAGUCCAGCACGUUCCAAGCAAUCUCUGUGAACUCGAACCAAAAUGAAUAAUCUGGUCACCGUAUCGUGCGUCCUGUUUACUGUAGCUUAUGCAGCACCACAAGGAUCUUCGUCCAACGUUACACCGGUUCCAAUCGUUAGUGAAAACUCUAAUCUUCAACCAGACGGAAGUUUUCAGUACGCCUUCGAGGCCGGCAAUGGAAUUAAAGAGCAAGCUGAGGGUUCGCUGAAAACUGUUCAGGUGCCGAAAGCCGACGGAACUGGAACCGAGCAGGCUCAAGUCGUCGUUCAAACCGGUAGCUUUUCCUACCCGUCCCCCGAUGGAACUCAGAUCGAUCUGAAGUACACUGCCGAUGAAACCGGAUUCCAUCCAGAGGGAGCCCACUUGCCGGUGGCACCUGCCGUUCCGUCUUCUUAAUAAUAGUAACUAAGAAUAUAUAAAAUAUUCAAAGCAGUUUAGGAAAUGCAUGUAUUCAAAAAAAGACUAUUAGAUAACUUAAUAUUAGGCGAAUGCUAAGCAUACGACAAAUUUGUUCUGUAACUUUCGGAACCUACCUACUAAACCAAUGAGAAAAUGUAAUAUAACAAAUAAAUGUAAAUAAUAAAAACCUUUUUGUUCGGGCACUUCAAAUUCAUAUGAGU